Messenger RNA from Salvelinus fontinalis (brook trout), 5268 nucleotides. Its product is annotated as calponin-3-like. The transcript has 7 exons. The record is from RefSeq and is a predicted model, not a curated record. Gene Ontology annotation, biological process: actomyosin structure organization. Bases 210 to 1247 code for a protein of 345 amino acids. Gene Ontology annotation, molecular function: actin binding. Lineage: Eukaryota; Metazoa; Chordata; Actinopteri; Salmoniformes; Salmonidae.
GCUACUGCAACUCAAACUUUAUGUACGACCGCAGAUCCUUUCUCCCUCUCCAUCUGCUCGCUGAGGAAGCAAAUUAUCUCGGUUUAGAAGGUUGAAAGUUUCACACUGUUGCACGGAACUUGUUACUUUGUAAAAGAGGAAACUUGGAAGAAGCAGCAACUUUUGUUGCAAAUAAUUGACACAUUUUUACAUUUGCAAAACAAAGGACCAUGACUCAAUUCAACAAGGGACCAGUGUACGGGUUGACUGCAGAAUUGAGAAGCAAGAUCGCAGGGAAGUAUGACCUGCAGAAGGAGGAGGAGCUCCGGUUUUGGAUUGAGGAGGUGACGGGCAUGCCCAUUGGAGAGAACUUCCAGAAAGGCCUUAAGGACGGAGUCAUCCUCUGCGAGCUGAUAAACAAACUGCAGCCUGGUUCCAUCAAGAAAAUCAACCACUCCAAACUCAACUGGCACAAGCUGGAAAAUCUGGGGAAUUUCAUCCGAGCCAUUCUGAAGUUUGGCCUUUGUCCCAACGAUAUCUUUGAGGCCAACGACCUGUUUGAGAAUGGAAACAUGACCCAAGUCCAGAGCACACUGCUGUCCCUGGCUGGUGUGGCGAAAACCAAAGGUUCAAACUCCAACUGUGACCUCGGUGUGAAGUACGCGGACAAGAGGACGCGCCAUUUCGACGAGGAGAAAAUGAAGGCUGGACAAUGUGUCAUUGGACUGCAGAUGGGGACAAAUAAAUGUGCCAGCCAGUCUGGUAUGACAGCGUACGGGACCAGGAGACACUUAUACGACCCAAAGUCACAGACGGACAAGCCCUACGACCAGACUACCAUCAGUCUGCAGAUGGGAACCAACAAAGGAGCCAGCCAGGCUGGCAUGUCGGCGCCGGGUACCCGCCGUGACAUCUACGACCAGAAGUCGGCAGGACAGACAGCAGACAGCUCCACCAUCUCCCUGCAGAUGGGCACCAACAAGGUGGCAUCCCAGAAGGGAAUGAGCAGCUACGGCCUGGGCAGGCAGAUCUACGACCCCAAGUACUGCACCUCCCCCACGGAGCCCACGUCUCCCGUUACCCUCGGCAACAAUGCCGGUAGCCAUGGCAACGGGAGCCUGGGAACAGGGACCAAUGGAUCGGAGAUUAGUGACAGCGACUACCAGGCGGAGUACCAGUAUCACCAUGACGAUGAAGAGGAGUACCGGGGUGGGUACCAACAGCAGUACAGCGGGCACUAUGACGAGGACCAGGGCAUCGACUAUUAGACUGACUGUGUGUCAAAUGGCACACUAUUCCCCUCUAUAGGGUGUCAUUUCAUAUUUUCCCGAUUGACUCUGUGUGCCCCAUUUUGGCAGCUAAAAAAAUGUGCGCUUGUUUUGACAACAGCGCUUUUUUUUUUGCGUUGUCAAAAAGUCACCCUGUGUAGUAGUAGUCCCAGUUGGGAUAAGUGUAACACAGUGUGUCUGGGAAUAUGUGACGUUAUAGUGGCAUUCUACCGGAAUUGGAGUGGAGUAACAUGUCCAAGUCCCUUUAUGGAUCAUAUGAACCAUAGGCCUAUAUAUUUAGUUUGAUACAGUUUUGUGGGACCACUUAUGAUGACGUUUUUUAAACUGAUGCAAAUUGUGUUACUCUGGUAUAACUGUAAUAGAAAGAGUGUGAGAGAGAUUGAUUUUGUUAUCAACAGAACAAUAAUUUUACUAUCCUUACUAGCUUUUUUAAAAACAAAUGUUUUUUGCCCUAUACAGUUGAAGUCAGAAGUUUACAUACACUUUGGUUGGAGUCAUUAAAACUCGUUUUUCAACCACUCCACAAAUUUCUUGUUAACAAACUAUAGUUUUGGCAAGUUGGUUAGGACAUCUACUUUGUGCAUGACACAAGUAAUUUUUCCAACAAUUUUUUACAGACAGAUUAUUUCACUUAUAAUUCAUUGCAUCACAAUUCCAGUGGGUCAGAAGUUUACAUACACUAAGUUGACUGUACCAUUAAACAGCUUGGAAAAUUCCAGAAAAUGAUAUCAUGGCUUUAGAAGCUUCUGAUAGGCUAAUUGACAUCAUUUGAGUCAAUUGGAGGUGUACCUGUGGAUGUAUUUCAAGGCCUACCUUCAAACUCAGUGCCUCUUUGCUUGACAUCAUGGGAAAAUCAAAAGAAAUCAGCCUAGACCUCAGAACAAAAAUUGUAGACCUCAACAAGUCUGGUUCAUCCUUGGGAGCAAUUUCCAAAUGUCUGAAGGUACCACGUUCAUCUGUACAAACAAUAGUGCGCAAGUAUAAACACCAUGUGACCACAUAGCCGUCAUACUGCUCAGGAAGGAGUUCUGUCUCCUGGAGAUGAACGUACUUUGGUGCAAAAAGUACAAAUCAAUCCCAGAACAACAGCAAAUGACCUUGUGAAGAUGCUGGAGGAAACAGGUACAAAAGUGUCUAUAUCCACAGUAAAACGAGUCCUAUAUCGACAUAACCUGAAAGGCCGCUCAGCAAGGAAGAAGCCACUGCUCCAAAACCGCCAUAAAAAGCCAGACUGCAGUUUGCAACUGCACAUGGGGACAAAGAUCAUACUUUUUGGAGAAAUGUUCUCUGGUCUGAUGAAACAAAAAUAGAACUGUUUGGCCAUAAUGACCAUUGUUAUGUUUGGAGGAAAAAGGGGGAGGCUUGCAAGCCAAAGAACACCAUCCCAACCGGCUGGCAGCAUCAUGUUGUGGAGGUGCUUUGCUGCAGGAGGGACUGGUGCACUUCACAAAAUAGAUGGCAUCAUGAGGAAAGAAAAUUAUGUGGAUAUAUUGAAGCAACAUCUCAAGACAUCAGUCAGGAAGUUGAAGGUUGGUCGCAAAUGGGUCUUCCAAAUGGACAAUGACCCCAAGCAUACUUCCAAAGUUGUGGCACAAUGGCUUAAGGACAACAAAGUCGAGGUAUUGGAGUGGCCGUCACAAAGCCCUGACCUCAAUCCUAUAGAAAAUAUGUGGGCAGAACUGAAAAAGCGUGUGCGAGCAAGGAGGCCUACAAACCUGAAUCGGUUACACCAGCUCUGUCAGGAGGAAUGGGCCAAACUUAUUGUGGGAAGCUUGUGGAAGGCUACCCAAAACGUUUGACCCAAGUUAAACAAUUUCAAGGCAAUGCUACCAAAUACUAAUUGAGUGUAUGUAAACUUCUGAGCCACUGGGAAUGUGAUGAAAGAAAUAAAAGCUGAAAUAAAUCAUUCUCUCUACUAUUAUUCUGACAUUUCACAUUCUUAAAAUAAAGUGGUGAUCCUAACGGACCUAAGACAGGGAAUCUUUCUGUAACGAUUCUCUAGCUCUUCCUCCUCCUCGGACGAGGAGAGGCGAGACGGGUCGGACCAAUAAGCAGAGUGAUUAGUGUCCAUGAUUAUUUAUUAAAACGAAACUGAACACGAAACAAAAGAACACCAUGAAACAAUCGACAAACAGUCCCGUGUGGCACGAAUGCAGACACGCGAUACAACCACCCACAAAACACACGUGAAACCCCGGCUGCCUUAGUAUGAUUCUCAAUCAGAGACAAACGAUCUACAGCUGCCUCUGACUGAGAAUCAUACCAGGCCGAACACAAAAACCCCAACAUAGAAAAACACACAUAGACCAACCCACCCAACUCACGCCCUGACCAACUAAAUAAAUACAAGAAAAAAGGAAAACAGGUCAGGAACGUGACACUUUCCUAGGAUUAAAUGUCAGGAAUUGUGAAAACUCAGUUUAAAUGUAUUUGGCUAAGGUGUAUGUAAACUUCCCACUUCAACUGUAAGUGAAAUGUUGCCUUAUCUUUCUUGCAUUCCUUUUAAACUCUCAUUAGAAUGUCCAUAUUUUUCGACCAAUCAGAAUAAUGUCAAGAAUGUGCCAUGUCCUUUUCUGUUUCAUGGGUUUUGUAGUUAUGGGUUUUGUAGUAACUCAACUAGGAAGUUCUGUGAAAGAAGCAUUCCAUCACAUCAUGUUUCCUUACUUCCUUCCUCCUUGUUUUCAAUAUACUCUACUGUUUGUCCUCUAUUUCCUCUCCUUCAAAUUAAAACCACAAGUCUACUGCUCAGUGGUGAUUUUUGGUAAGAGACUUACACUGAGUGUACAAAACAUUAGGAACACCUGCUCUUUCCAUGACAGACUGACCAGGUGAAUCCAGGUGAAAGCUAUAAUCCCUUAUUGAUGUCACUUGUUAAAUCCACUUCAAUCAGUGUAAAUGAAGGGGAGGAGAUGGUUAAAGAAGGAUUUUUAAGCCUUGAUACAAUUGAGACAUGGGUUGUGUAUGUGUGUCAUUCAGAGGGUGAAUGGGCAGACAAAAGAGUUAAGUGUGAUAGGUACCAGGCGCACAGGUUUUUUGUCAAGAACUGUCUCACUCAACAGUUUCCCGUGUGUAUCAAGAAUGGUCCACCACCCAAAGGACAUCCAGCCAACUUGACACUACCGUGGGCAGCAUUGGGGUAAACAUGGGCCAGCAUCCCUGUGGAACGCUUUCGACACCUUGUAGAGGCAAUGCCUCAACGAAUUGAGGCUGUUCUGAGGGCAAAAGGGGGUGAAACUCAGUAUUAGGAAGGUGUUCCUAAUGUUUUGUACACUCAGUGUACAUUUUCUAUGUCCAUUCUGAGUAAUCAAGCAAUCAUAUUUUAGAGAAGGUUGGCAGGAGAAAAGAUAAAUGGUUGAAGUUAAGAUGUUUAUGACUGUCUAGUCCCAGUUUGACUUGAAAGCACUGGAAUAUUUUUGUAGUUCUGUUUGUAGUUUUUCUGCCUCUUGAACCUAUUACUGCAGUGGGCUAAAUCAGGGUCACAGUGUUUCUUGGUAGUCUUAAACAAAUCUACUUUGAAACAAAAGUAUACACCUCACACACAUGGUUGUGGGCUUAAAAAAAGAAGACACCUGUACCAUGUCAGAUAUAGAGUUGAAAUGUAUUCCAAACGCCCAAAAUUACACUUUAUGUACAUCACAGAAGACCGAACUAUAAGAGAACCAUUUCAGCGUUUGAAAAGUCAUGCUUAUUAAUUAUGAAAAAUAUGAAUAACAUUGGACCCAUGAGGGCAUUAGAGGUGCUUUGGUCAUUCGACUGCAAGAAAGGCUUUUUAAUACUCUUAGAAGAGAAUCUCAAAUGUUAGUUUCUGUCACAUGACCAAACUUAUGGAUUUUUAAUUGUUAUUUUAUAUCCUGUUGAUUCCUUGUGCCAUAAUGCCCCCUUUCUGUGUGUAGAGCCCCAUCCACUGAUGUGGUAUUUAUUGCCAUUUGUCCCUAUAUAGAUAUUUCUUCUAUUGUUUUGAUUCUUUUGUACCAAUAAAUGUUUGUUUCAUAAAGUCUUA